CGUGCCUUGACUGCCUCCGUUCAAUGAUCACGGUGAAAUUAACCCGAAACGCCUUGCGUACUGUAGCCUGGCGCAUACCCGCUUGUGGUAAAGCUCGUUUUGCACCGUCGUCGUCUUCGUUACUAUAUAUUCAAAGACACCAUCCGAACAUACGUUAUCGACAAAUUGCUUCAACAUCAAAGAUGGCUUCUUCAUCUUCCUCUUCUACUAAGAAGGAAGAAAUGGAGGAGGGUCUACGCAAGAUGGAUAUUAAUGCAGCGGAGAAGCACAUGAAGGAUUGGUUCGGUGACCAUGCAUCAUGGAGUCACGAACAGCUUCUCAAUCUCAUCUACGAGGAGGACCUUAUAACAUUGCGACAUGUGCAGUCAUUUGGCGAUUACGUUUCUGGUGGUCUUCGACCCAGCGGUGGCCGUCCUUCUUUUCCACUCAUGACGCAUGAAGAGUGGGGCCUUCUGAAUGCUUCAUACAGCCAGUGGGCUCCAGCACCCUACAACAACCGGCACUACAGUUGUAUGGAUCGGAUUGCCCCAUUAAUCAUGAGACAAGAGAUCAAGGAACUCAAAGCCCCACCACAUAUCGGCUUUCUUGCCCGUCUACGUCCUCUGAAAGCAAAGCUCUUGCUUGGUAUGGUGCCAAUCAGUGGAGACCGCUGGCUAGAGCGUAAGAUGGAUGACCCUGCGAACUAUAGGAACCUUUUCGAAUUGAUCAAGGACGUCAAUUACAUAUUCGAAUGGUUCAAUCAUGAUGAGGUUCAAAACCGGACAAGGAGCGCUUUCAAUUGGAUGGUUGACAAAUAUGUCGAAUUCGAGCAGGCAGCUAACCUUCGGCGCGAAAAGAACGGCAUUGGAGAGAAACUUAACCUGGCCGGUAUGUGGGCAGAAUACUGGAACGACUUGACAACCAACAUGUCAGAACGGACGCAUCGAUGGAUUGUAGAUCGCGUGGAUGAGGUUCAAGCACGCGCUUUUGCGCAAUACCAGGAAGCUCUCAAGGAUGCUGGAACCGACGAAGCAGCUGUUGGUGAAGCAGGCAAGAAGUAUUACGAGUGUGUACAAGAUCUUAGAGGCAUGCUCACCAGGCUGGACUACACCAUUGGCAUUCCCAUGACUGGCUUCAAGGGAUACGUAACCUCCAACGCCUUCAAGGAUCUUCCAGUAACACAGAGACAUGAUACCUGGAGAAAGAUGAUGGCGGCAAAGUCUUUCAAACAUCAGAUAGCUAUCCUUGAAGCGCAAGACAAAGCCGAUGCUGAGCAAGCUUCCAAACAACCGACAAUGGAGGAAUUGCUCAAUCCAAUUCAGCAACUCACGAAGCCAGCACAUCCACGAUUUCGCGACACCGAAAAUCUCAUUGGCCACUACGAAGAAGGCAAGAAAAAUCGCGACGAGAUUCGAUUAGUCCUCUGUGGUCCACCGAAACAGCCCACUCAGGAACAUUGGAUAACAAUCCUACGUGAGCGCAUGGACUUUUACGCAAAGAAUCCGCGAGAUGUAACUCGAAACCCGGAUGCGUGGGGUUUUGUUUGCUACCGCCUAACUUACGAUCAAACCGAUGAGCAAUGGGCGACCUUUGAGAAAAAGUUCCUUCAAGACGUCUCACGAUCCGGAAACUGGAUCGAAGGAUUUGACAACAUCAACAGGAAGGAUAAAAUCAUGGUCAUCGAUGGGCGAGAAUUUGGAAUCGCGGAAGGUGAUGUGGCGGCUGCCAAACGACACUUCAAGAAGACCUUCACCAUGCUGCCGACGCUCGGGCGUAUGUGGACUCAAGACUUCCUUAUCAUCGAUGAGCAAGCAUAUGCCUCAUAUGCUGAGUCGCCCAAGGAGGAAGUUCGGCCUCCGCCUCCUUACGGUCCUGGAUUUGGUUGCAAUGGCGGGCAUGUGCGUCUUGUAGAUGGGACGUUUGAUCAGCUCUCGCGGGAACUGAUCGAUACCUUAGCGCCUGGUUUUAAGGGCGAGAUGAAGGUGUUGUCGAGUCUACUUCUGGAAGAGUUGUACCCACUUCUAGCGACGUUGAGCGUUCGACCUUACGGCUUGUGGCCAUGCGCUCGAUUGCAUCCAAGAGAGGUGUACGUAGGGACAACGGAUGCUGCCCAAGAGGGAUGGUGGGAGUUUGGCCGCAUCGAUCAGGCUAUGAUGCAGGGAUUUUUCGAAAGCAUGAGGUCUAAGAAAGCUGACCUCCUCGCUAGGAAGACUUGAAUAACUAUGUACAAUGAAGAGUAAUUACAUUGACCUGUUUGAUAACGCCACUUGGAGAUGGAGUUCAUCCACUGAACCCCGCGGCAGCGCAGAUCCCAACACCAUAGGUCGCUCCAUCACCAGCAGCAGAUAUAAGUGAUGGUCUACCCUUGCGACAGCUCUUCGUGAUGCAUGAUACUGCAUCCAUUUUGUUUGGGAUGACAUACUGAGUACAAGCAAAAUUAGAGAAUUUCCAAAACAGACAUCCUGCGUUGCUGCCGAAGCAGCGAUAGCAGCAGUCCUUGGGAUUGUUGGAAUCCGACAAUACGCCCCAGACGGAACCAGGAUAGUCGGGUCGGGUGGAAGUGUAAAGGACAGGAUCGGCGCAGGGAUCAGCCUCAACAGUCUGAGUAGCGGUUGCUGUUGAAGUAGUCGCUG
Messenger RNA from Alternaria alternata, 2612 nucleotides. RefSeq lists its product as hypothetical. The transcript has 2 exons. The coding region runs from base 183 to 2195 and encodes 670 amino acids. Lineage: Eukaryota; Fungi; Ascomycota; Dothideomycetes; Pleosporales; Pleosporaceae. The record is from RefSeq and is a predicted model, not a curated record.